UUAUCGGCCGCCUUCGUCCUUCCCCAUUUUUCUGCCCUUCGAAAACAGACAUUUCCCACUGCCACCCCCGCUUGCUGCUGGCUGGAGGCUCUCCUCUCCUUUCCAAAAACACAAUAGCUUUCGCUUUCUGUGUCAUGUGAAUUCUCGGAAACCAGGAGGAAGGGGGCUGGCCGGUCAGCCGAAGCAGGACGUGGGGGUCGGGCCAGUGGGGCAGAGGAGAGAGAGGAGAUUUCCUUUGGGGGGGCACCAAGACGACGCCGGGGCCCUCGGACGGAUCCUCUGGAUGGGAAGCGAGGCCGGCUGGCACCCCGUGCCCACUUCGCCCACCAUGGCCGGGAUGGAGAAGAGGAGCAAGCGUCUCUGGGGGUGCUGCAUUGGGGGGUGUUGCGCCGGGGGGUGGAUCUUGGCUGUGAUCUUCCUGGGCCUCUAUCUGGCCCGGGAGCUGUCGAGUCCGGCUGUCCAGCUGCGGGAAUGCCAGUGGGAGCUGCAGAACCAAACGGCCCGGGCCCGGGCCCGAUCCACCUCCGCCCAGGAGCGCCUGAAGGCCUUGGAAGCGGAGCUCAAGCAGGCCAGAGGGGAACUCCAUGAGCUUUGGACCCAGCAGGAUGCCACCAACCGCAGCCUGGCCGAGACCCAGGGGCGCUGGGAGACCUGCCACUACCAGCUGGAAACCAUGCGGGAAAAUGCCACCGUCCAGGUGACUGAAGCCGCCCGGCACGAGGCAGAGAAAUGUGCAGCUGAAAAGCAAACGCUCCAGCAGGAAAUCUCGGACCAAGCGCAGGAGCUGAAGGCAGCCCACAGCCAGAGCCAGGAGGAACGGGACCGAUGCAGCGCACAAACCCAGGAGCUGAAAUCUCGGCUGGAGCAGCUUUCCAGCGGUUCCACCCGGGUCUCCUUUGGGGCUCCAGCUACAGCCUUCAUCCUUUCCGGAGCUGUCUUCCUCCUCCUCCUCCUCCACUUCGGCUGCCUCUAACCCUUUCGGACUUGGCCGCCACCUAGUGACUGUAAAAGGGUGUGACGUCCCCAGCCGCUUCGUCCACCGAUCUGCACCCAUCUUUUCCACCUGCAGAGCAGCUUUGGAGACUUAGUGGGGGGGGGAGAGAACCUUAGCACCCCACCCUGUCCCAUUGGCGUGUGGGGUCGCUUCUUGUCUUGCCCUGGAAAAUAAAGGCAUUUCUGGCACCUCC
Molecule: messenger RNA, 1187 nt
Organism: Pogona vitticeps (central bearded dragon)
Lineage: Eukaryota; Metazoa; Chordata; Lepidosauria; Squamata; Agamidae
Source: RefSeq, a predicted model, not a curated record